This is a messenger RNA of Meloidogyne enterolobii, 513 nucleotides long. NCBI's taxonomy places the organism in Eukaryota, Metazoa, Nematoda, Chromadorea, Rhabditida, Meloidogynidae. The record is from the annotation of a GenBank genome assembly.
UAGGCGAUGGUGAUGCGGGUAAUGGAGGUUUUAACCAAUGGAUCAACAUGUGCAGCUUCAAAUAUUGCAAAAGCAUUUAUUGUUGGCUCAGGCAAUAUUAAUGGGGGUAAUGGAGGUUCUUAUGAUUUCCUCGGAUUUGGAACACUUCUCUACCAACAAGAUACAAUUUCUGAGUCUUGCUAUCCAGAAGGGCUAACAGCUAGAGUGAAUGGGACAAAAGUAGAAUUGAACUGGUGGGGCCCUGUUUAUGCAAUAAAUUAUUCGGUAGAUUCAACGUUCUACAACAAUUAAUGAUAAAUUUAAGACUAUAAAGAAAAAAAUUGGAACACAAAUAUUAACAUAUACAGAUUCCCCAGGAAAGGGCACAUUUUAUUACAGAGUUUUAACCAAUGGAUCAACAUGUGCAGCUUCAAAUAUUGCAAAAGCAUUUAUUGGUACAAAAUUAUAUUUCAGUCUUUCAUUUAAAAAUGUAUCUAAUGAAUCUUUACCAAUUGAUUUGAGUGAAAAUAAAUU